Messenger RNA from Rubroshorea leprosula, 1794 nucleotides. Lineage: Eukaryota; Viridiplantae; Streptophyta; Magnoliopsida; Malvales; Dipterocarpaceae. The record is from the annotation of a GenBank genome assembly.
CCUCUUACACCUUCAGACCAAAGAAAGGCAAUAGCACCGGCACAGCUACUGCGGAUUCGAUUUCUCUUCGAUUCCAAAGAUCAUUUCACCCCUGAUUCCUAGCUCUGCAACUGCGAGCAGUCCGUGCUCUCGGCAAUGGCAGCCUCCAAGUCAAAGUUAUUACUCUCUCAUUUCCGUUCCGCCCGUUCCCUAUCCUCCCUCUCUACUCUCCCUCUCGCUCGAGUCUCCCACCUCCUCCACAACUCCAAUCCUCCGACGCACCACCUCCUCCCGCAAUACUACCCGUUCGCCGCCGCCGGAUUCUCUCUCUCCCGAUCAAUCGUCACUUCGCCUGACCAUAUUCAACAUACUUCUAUUGAAGAUUCCAUUCUUCCAGUUCGUGUCCUUGCUUCGUUGCUUGAUGGAUGCCAUGAUCUCACAGGCUUGCCUUGGUGGCUAACUAUUGUGACUUCAACUUUGGCUAUGAGAUUUGCAUUGUUGCCUGUAGCUGUUAUGCAGCUUCAGAAGUUAAAAAUGAUGGGAGAGUUGUCUCGUAAAUUGCCACCUCCAUUCCCACCACUUUUCUCGGGAAAAAGUUAUAUCAACCAUAUUUUGCAUUAUCGGAAGGAAAGAAAAGCAAUUGGAUGCCCAUCACUGUUGUGGAUUUUGGCACCAUACUUUAUCCAGGUGCCAUGCUUUUUCUUGUGUUUGACCAGCAUCCGGAGAAUGUCAUUGGAUAACCACCCUGGGUUUGAUUGUGGUGGCACUUUAUGGUUCCAGGAUUUAACUGAAACACCUUAUAGUCUGUUAAACCCUAUCUUUCCAAUCCUGAUUGCAGUCUUGCACAAUGUUAAUAUCCAGACUGGGAGAUCGAAAUUUGAAAGAGGAUGCGUUGGUGAUUAAACUAAUUGGUAAUUGCUUUAUGUUACACCAGCAGUAUUGGCAGUACUUGAAGGACUAGACUUGUUUGCAAUUUUUUCUCUUAAUUAAAUUAAUUUUUCAACAAGGCACCGUAGCAAUACUGUUUUAAAGUUCUGUCAUUGCUAUAAGAAUAGUUUCUGCUCAGUGGUUUAAUGUUGUUUAUAAUUAUAUCUUUAAGCAUUGACUAGAGGAAUUUGCUCCUGGAUUAUUGUUUUUUGCUUCAAAACUAUACUUGUUCUGUCAUUUUACACAACUCCACACACACUCUGUCAUCUUAUAUUGGACAUUCCUUACUUUUGACUGUUGAAACUUGAUGGCUAUGAUAUUUUAAAUUUCUGGACAAAAAGAUUAUGCACGUGCUAGAUGAUUAUGCUUUUUUAAGGAUGUUAGUGCAUUCAUGUAUGCCCAUCUACAUCUUAAAAACUUGAUCUCUCAUCAUGUUAGUUGUAGCAUAACUGGAUUAGUUAUAAUGAGGACAUACCCCUGGACUGUUUGCUAAUUUAAUUUGAUUUUUUAUCAGAUUUCCUUUGCAACUUCACUUCAGAAAGCGGACAGCAUAUUUGAACUAUUGCUGAAAGGUUACAAACGCGUUUUGGACUUUAUGUCUUUUUUCCUUUUGUUCAUUGGCUUCUUUAUGCCCCAGGGAAGUUUGGUCUACUGGGUUACAAAUAGUUCAUUUAGUCUCAUUCAGCAAUUAUUCUUCAAGCAUCCUGCUGUUAUUGCAAGGUUUGGUUUACCAAAUAGGAGAGCUCAUAGAAGAGGUGAAAAUUCUAAGGAAAUGCAUAUAUCUGAAAAUUUGCCUGCUGAACUAUCAUCAAAGGAACGCAUAAUUACCAUGGAAGACCUAUCUCCUGAAGAACUACUGAAACUCUCAGUCAUACGCCUAGGAAGGGA